GACCUGCUGGUGACAGGAGCCUUCGCCAUCCUGUGGCUGCUGUCCUCCUCUGCCUGGGGUAAAGGCCUGACUGACGUGAAGUGGGCCACCAGCCCCUCUAACCUGGUAGGCUUAAUCUCCACCUGCAAGGACGUCAGCAACAAGUGCACACCUGGAGCAGUGCCUCACAUGGGGCGACUCAACUCCUCUGUGGUAGGCUAUACGCAUCAUUAAUGUUGGUUAUAAUCUGCACCUCAAUUAAUUCCAUUUAAAUUCAAGGAAACUGCUUAAAUAAAAUAAAAAUAAAAUCUGUUUACUUCCUGGAUUUAAAUGAAAUUGAGCCUUACUUCACCUUAAGUCCUCUUUUAAAUACCGUGAUGCACGUAGCAACAUGUCAUUGAAAAAUGUAACUUACUAAGAAACAUGGUUUUUGUCCCCCUCUUAUGGCAGAUCUUUGGAUUCCUCAAUCUGAUAUUGUGGGGUGGCAACUGCUGGUUCAUCUUCAAGGAGACAUCCUUCCACAAGUCUGCCAACCCCCCUGCGGACGUAGAGGAACGGUCAGGGGUCAGGCCCCUGCCUUCCUAA
Molecule: messenger RNA, 564 nt
Organism: Coregonus sp. 'balchen'
Lineage: Eukaryota; Metazoa; Chordata; Actinopteri; Salmoniformes; Salmonidae
Source: the annotation of a GenBank genome assembly